AUGCCGUCAACGUCGCUGGCCCUGACGCCGGGCCUGGCCUCGUUCCUCAAGUCGCUCAAGACCAACCCGAUUGACACAUCGAUCGAGAACCUCAUUUCGCUGCUCAAGCGACGACAGAUCCGACACUCCCGGUCAUGCGCUACAGCAACCGCCUACCUGCUCUUGCGGGUGAUUUCAGCAUGUCGGACUUCGGAUCCAGUGAGGCUCAUCGAGCGAGUGCAGAGUGUGGGAAGACGCUUGGUGGCAGCGCAGGCCCGCGAGAUGGUGGUGGGAAAUAUUGUGCGCCGAGUUCUGGGAUUGAUUCGUGACGAGGCGGAGGAUGAUCGGGACGCUGAAUUCGCGCUCAGCGAGGCUUCGGAGAGCCAGCCUCAGACACCACGGGCACUGGAUGACACAUCAUUCCCUUUGGAUAGAGACUCGCCUUCGGUGCGGCCAGACGGCGAACGGUCUUCAUCCCGGCCCCCUCUGACUUCUAUGUUCAGUCUGCUCUCCCACCCGGAGCCAGAGGCCUCGCUUCCAAGCACACCAGGCUCUGUUUCUCCCGGUGGCCGGGGACCCGGCCAAGGCAGCAAAGAUGUGCGGGCAGAAGUGUUGGAGGGCAUCAAUGAGAUCAUUGACGAGUUGGGCCAGGUCGACGACCAGAUCGCUGCUUAUGCCUUGGAUCACAUCCACUCCAAUGAGAUCAUCCUCACACAUACAUCGUCGACCACGGUGCAAAAAUUCCUCCUCAAGGCCGCUGCCAAGCGCAAGUUCACCGUUAUCCACGCGGAAUCUUUCCCCAACAACCACGAGGCCACUCAUGCUACUGUCAGCGGCACUACUAGCAGCGAAGACGAGCUGAUGAGCGUGGAGUCCUUCCAGAAGCCGCUGAUCGCCCUUGGCAUCACCGUCAUUCUCAUCCCAGACUCUGCCGUCUUUGCUCUGAUGUCCCGAGUCAACAAGGUCAUCCUCGGCACGCACUCUGUACUCGCCAACGGCGGUCUCAUCGCCGCAGCAGGCACCCGCGUCAUUGCUCGCGCCGCCAAGGUGCACCAGACCCCUGUUGUGGUCGUGAGCGGUGUCUACAAGCUCAGCCCCGUUUAUCCGUUCGAUUUCGACUCGCUCAUUGAGUACGGCGACGCAAGCAAGGUCCUCUCGUACGAAGACGGUGACCUGGUCGACAAAAUUGAAGUCCAGAAUCCGUUAUAUGACUAUGUCCCUGCGGAACUGGUCGAUCUUUACAUUACGAACCUAGGUGGCCAUGCGCCGUCGUAUCUCUACCGGAUUGUCUCUGACCAUUACCGCAUGGAGGAUAUCAGCUUUUGA
Penicillium lagena is the source of this 1305-nucleotide messenger RNA. Its product is annotated as translation initiation factor eIF2B subunit beta. Gene Ontology annotation, cellular component: eukaryotic translation initiation factor 2B complex. Lineage: Eukaryota; Fungi; Ascomycota; Eurotiomycetes; Eurotiales; Aspergillaceae. Gene Ontology annotation, molecular function: guanyl-nucleotide exchange factor activity; translation initiation factor activity. Bases 1 to 1305 code for a protein of 434 amino acids. The transcript has 4 exons. Gene Ontology annotation, biological process: translational initiation. The record is from RefSeq and is a predicted model, not a curated record.